GGAGCGGCGAGGGGCGGCGAGGACCGGAGCGCGAGCCUGUCUGCAAAGUGCUGCUGCUCCCUGGUGCUCAGAGGCGGCGGCUCCAGCUCCGACUCUCAUUCAUUCCGCCGGUUAACAUGAGAGAUCAUGGCCGCCUUCGGGCUCCUCAGCUAUGAGCAGAGACCGCUGAAGCGCCCCCGGCUCGGGCCGCCCGACGUCUACCCGCAGGACCCGAAGCAGAAGGAGGAUGAACUUACUGCUGUGAAUGUAAAGCAAGGCUUCAACAAUCAGCCAGCCUUUACUGGAGAUGAACAUGGCUCAGCCAGAAAUAUUGUAAUUAACCCAUCAAAGAUUGGAGCUUAUUUCAGCAGCAUAUUAGCUGAGAAGCUAAAGCUUAACACUUUCCAGGACACCGGAAAGAAGAAACCACAAGUUAAUGCUAAAGAUAAUUAUUGGCUGGUUACUGCUCGAUCCCAGAGUGCAAUUCAUAGUUGGUUCUCUGACUUAGCAGGAAAUAAACCACUUGCUAUUUUGGCAAAAAAGGUUCCAAUCCUUAGUAAAAAAGAAGAUGUUUUUGCAUAUUUAGCUAAAUAUUCAGUGCCAAUGGUUCGAGCAACGUGGCUGAUCAAGAUGACCUGUGCCUAUUAUUCUGCUAUUUCUGAAGCUAAAAUUAAGAAACGUCAGGCAACUGAUCCUAAUUUGGAGUGGACACAAAUAUCUACCAGAUAUCUUCGAGAGCAGUUGGCCAAGAUUUCCGACUUUUACCACAUGGCUUCCAGCACAGGUGAUGGUCCUGUGCCUGUGCCACUGGAUGUAGAGCAAGCCAUGAAACAAUGGGAGUAUAAUGAGAAGCUGGCAUUUCACAUGUUCCAGGAAGGAAUGCUAGAAAAACAUGAAUAUCUGACGUGGAUCUUGGAUGUUUUAGAAAAGAUCAGACCAAUGGAUGAUGACCUUCUUAAACUCUUGUUACCACUAAUGCUGCAGUAUUCGGAUGAGUUUGUUCAGUCGGCUUACCUGUCUCGUCGUCUUGCCUACUUCUGUGCCCGGCGUCUUGCCUUGCUGCUGAGCGAUAGCCCCAGCCUCCUGGCUGCCCACUCGCCCCACAUGAUGAUAGGACCAAACAGCUCAAGCAUCGGGGCCCCCAGCCCUGGCCCCCCUGGCCCCGUCAUGAGCCCUGUGCAGCUGGCCUUCUCAGACUUCCUCUCCUGUGCACAGCACGGCCCUCUGGUUUAUGGACUUAGUUGUAUGUUGCAGACUGUCACUCUCUGUUGCCCAAGUGCCUUGGUGUGGAACUAUUCCACAAACGACAAUAAGAGCGCGAACCCAGGCUCGCCCCUGGAUCUGCUGCAGGUGGCCCCUUCCAGCCUCCCCAUGCCAGGUGGGAACACGGCCUUCAAUCAGCAGGUUCGGGCAAGGAUUUAUGAGGUGGAACAGCAGAUAAAACAAAGAGGCCGAGCAGUGGAAGUUCGGUGGUCUUUUGACAAGUGCCAAGAGUCAACAGCAGGAGUGACCAUUAGUCGGGUUUUGCACACGUUGGAAGUGUUGGAUCGACAUUGUUUUGACCGAACUGAUUCCAGCAAUUCAAUGGAGACGCUUUAUCAUAAGAUUUUCUGGGCAAACCAAAACAAAGAUAACCAAGAGGUCGCUCCCAAUGAUGAAGCUGUGGUGACGCUGCUGUGUGAAUGGGCGGUGAGCUGCAAACGGUCAGGCAAGCACAGGGCCAUGGCGGUGGCAAAACUCUUGGAGAAGAGGCAAGCGGAAAUCGAGGCAGAGAGAUGUGGUGAAUCAGAGGUAUUAGAUGAGAAGGAGUCCAUUUCUUCAGCCUCUCUUGCUGGAUCUAGUUUGCCUGUUUUCCAGAAUGUUCUUCUAAGGUUUUUAGAUACACAGGCCCCCUCCUUAUCGGAUCCAAACAGUGAAUGUGAAAAGGUGGAAUUUGUGAAUCUGGUGCUGCUCUUUUGUGAGUUCAUCCGACACGAUGUCUUUUCUCAUGAUGCAUACAUGUGCACCCUCAUAUCUCGAGGAGACUUGUCAGUCACUGCCUCGACCCGACCGCGGUCUCCAGCAGGAGAAAAUGUGGAUGAACACUACCCAAAGGAUCAUGACAUGAAAAUGGAGAUUUUUUCUCCCAUGCCUGGAGAGUCCUGUGAGAAUGCCAACCCUUCCUUGGGCAGAAGAAUGUCGGUUAAUGGUGAGAAGUUGCUUAAGAGAGAAAAACCCAGGGAGCUAAUUUUUCCAUCUAAUUAUGACCUCCUGCGACACCUGCAGUAUGCAACACAUUUUCCCAUACCUCUGGAUGAAUCUUCAAGUCAUGAAUGUAACCAGCGCACAAUCCUUCUUUACGGAGUGGGCAAAGAGCGUGACGAAGCGAGGCAUCAGUUGAAGAAGAUUACCAAAGAUAUUUUGAAAAUCCUAAAUAAGAAGAGCACCACAGAGACAGGGGUUGGAGACGAAGGACAAAAAGCCAGGAAGAACAAACAGGAAGCAUUUCCAACACUGGAGACUGUGUUCACAAAACUUCAGCUCCUUUCAUAUUUUGAUCAGCAUCAAGUGACAUCUCAGAUCUCCAACAAUGUGCUGGAACAAAUCACGAGCUUUGCUUCAGGAACAUCCUAUCAUCUCCCUUUGGCUCACCAUAUUCAGCUUAUCUUUGAUCUAAUGGAGCCAGCGCUGAACAUCAAUGGACUAAUUGACUUCGCAAUACAGCUGCUAAACGAACUGAGUGUUGUGGAGGCCGAACUGCUCCUGAAAUCCUCCAGCCUGGCGGGAAGUUACACAACGGGACUGUGUGUGUGCAUCGUGGCUGUUCUCAGACGGUACCACAGUUGUCUCAUCCUGAAUCCUGAUCAGACAGCCCAGGUGUUUGAAGGGUUGUGUGGUGUGGUAAAGCAUGUUGUGAACCCCUCAGAAUGUUCCUCUCCCGAGAGAUGCAUCUUAGCCUACCUCUAUGAUCUCUAUGUGUCAUGUAGCCACCUCAGAAGUAAAUUUGGAGACCUCUUCAGUAGUGCCUGUUCAAAAGUUAAGCAAACCAUAUAUAAUAAUGUGAUGCCUGCAAAUUCUAACUUGAGAUGGGAUCCGGACUUCAUGAUGGAUUUCAUUGAGAAUCCUUCAGCUCGUAGCAUCAAUUACUCAAUGCUGGGCAAGAUCCUCAGCGACAACGCGGCCAAUCGCUACAGCUUCGUCUGUAACACGCUCAUGAAUGUAUGUAUGGGCCACCAGGAUGCGGGAAGGAUCAACGACAUUGCCAAUUUCUCCUCGGAGCUGACAGCUUGCUGCACUGUUCUUAGUUCAGAAUGGCUGGGAGUUCUGAAGGCUCUUUGUUGUUCUUCAAAUCAUGUGUGGGGGUUUAAUGAUGUGCUUUGCACUGUGGAUGUGAGUGACCUUUCAUUCCAUGAUUCAUUAGCUACUUUCAUUGCUAUUCUGAUAGCACGACAGUGUUUCUCCCUGGAGGACGUCGUGCAGCACGUCGCGCUUCCUUCUCUCCUAGCAGCAGCUUGUGGAGAUGCAGAUGCUGAGCCUGGGGCAAGAAUGACAUGCCGACUCCUGCUUCAUCUCUUCCGAGCUCCCCAGGCCUGCUUAUUACCUCAAGCAACCGGCAAACCUUUCCCUGGAAUAAGAUCAUCUUGUGAUAGACACCUCUUAGCCGCUGCUCACAACAGCAUUGAAGUGGGAGCCGUGUUUGCUGUUUUAAAAGCGAUUAUGAUGCUUGGAGAUGCCAAAAUUGGCAAUAACAAUGUCAGCUCUUUAAAGAAUGAUGACUUCACCAUGAGGGGUUUACGACGUGAUGGGAAUGCGGAUGAUAUCUGGACUGCCUCACAAAAUUCAAAAUCGUGUGGGAAAAGCAUUUCCAUAGAAACUGCCAAUUUAAGAGAAUAUGCUAGAUAUGUACUGAGGACUAUCUGUCAACAGGAAUGGGUAGGAGAGCAUUGCUUAAAAGAACCGGAAAGAUUAUGCACAGACAAAGAGCUUAUAUUGGACCCUGUGCUUUCAAAUAUGCAAGCACAGAAAUUACUGCAGCUUAUCUGUUAUCCUCAUGGUAUUAAAGAAUGUACGGAGGGCGACAACCUGCAAAGACAGCAUAUUAAGCGUAUUCUUCAGAACCUUGAGCAGUGGACACUAAGGCAGUCCUGGCUAGAACUCCAGUUAAUGAUCAAACAGUGCUUGAAGGACCCUGGCUCUGGUUCAGUGGCUGAAAUGAACAACUUACUGGACAAUAUUGCCAAGGCAACAAUAGAGGUAUUCCAGCAAUCCGCUGACUUGAACAAUAAUUCUUCUAAUUCUGGAAUGGGCCUCUUCAACCCAAAUGGCAUUGGAAGUACUGAUACAGGUAGCACGAGGCAGAAUGGAAUAAAGACAUUUCUAAGUUCCUCUGAACGCAGGGGUGUGUGGCUGGUGGCCCCCCUCAUUGCCAGGCUGCCGACCUCUGUGCAAGGAAGAGUACUGAAAGCUGCCGGAGAGGAGCUGGAAAAGGGGCAGCACUUGGGCUCCUCUUCCAAAAAGGAAAGAGACAGACAAAAACAGAAAAGUAUGUCUCUUUUGAGUCAACAACCUUUCCUCUCGCUGGUCCUUACCUGCCUUAAGGGACAAGAUGAACAACGGGAAGGCCUCCUAACAUCUCUUCAGAAUCAAGUUAAUCAGAUUUUAAGUAAUUGGCGAGAAGAACGAUACCAGGAUGACAUAAAAGCACGACAGAUGAUGCACGAAGCAUUGCAACUUCGCCUAAAUUUGGUGGGUGGAAUGUUUGACACUGUGCAGAGGAGCACCCAAUGGACAACAGACUGGGCCCUCCUCCUCCUUCAGAUCAUUACUUCUGGAACUGUUGACAUGCAUACUAACAAUGAAUUAUUCACAACAGUUCUUGACAUGCUGGGUGUUUUAAUCAAUGGAACAUUAGCCUCAGACUUAUCAAAUGCAUCCCCAGGGGGAUCUGAAGAAAAUAAACGUGCAUACAUGAAUUUAGUAAAAAAACUGAAAAAAGAACUAGGAGACAAGCGAUCAGAAAGUAUUGACAAAGUUCGACAGUUGCUACCUUUGCCAAAACAGACAUGUGAUGUCAUCACUUGUGAACCUAUGGGUUCCUUGAUUGACACAAAGGGAAACAAAAUUGCUGGAUUCGACUCUAUAGAUAAAAAACAGGGUCUUCAGGUCUCUACAAAGCAGAAGGUGUCCCCGUGGGAUCUGUUUGAGGGUCAGAAGAACCCAGCUCCUCUGUCCUGGGCCUGGUUCGGGACUGUCCGAGUGGACCGAAAAGUGAUCAAGUACGAGGAGCAGCAUCACCUGCUGUUGUAUCACACGCACCCCAUGCCCAAGCCCCGAAGUUACUACCUCGAGCCACUGCCCCUGCCUCCGGAGGAGGAAGAGGAAGAGCCCACAUCUCCUGUCUCUCAGGAACCAGAGAGGAAAUCAGCUGAGUUGUCAGAUCAGGGAAAAACCGCAACAGAUGAGGAGAAGAAAACAAAGGGAAGGAAGCGCAAGACGAAAUCAAGCUCUAGAGUUGACGAGUAUCCACAGAGCAACAUAUACCGAGUGCCUCCUAACUACUCACCCAUUUCCUCUCAGAUGUUGCACCAUCCACAGUCCACUCUGUGGGGCUACAACCUCAUGGGUCAGCCCCAGCAGCCGGGAUUUUUCCUUCAGAACCAAUCUCUUACUCCAGGUGGCUCCAGACUGGACCCCACGGGCUCCUUUGUCCCCACCAACACCAAACAAGCCCUGUCCAACAUGCUGCAGCGGCGUUCGGGGGCCAUGAUGCAGCCACCCCCGCUGCACGCCAUCACCUCGCAGCAGCAGCUGAUACAGAUGAAGCUUCUGCAGCAGCAGCAGCAGCAGCGGCUUCUCAGGCAAGCCCAGGCUCGACCCUUCCAACAGGGGCCACCAGGGGACCAGGCUGCUCUCUUUGCUGCACAAGCUCGGCCCUCCCCUCAGCUCCCCCAGUAUCCAGGGCUGCAGCAAGCACAGACCAUGCCCCAGGGCUAUACGAUGUAUGGAACGCAGAUGCCUUUGCAGCAGACCCCACAGCAGCAGGCUGGUGGCGUGGUCUUGUCUCCUAACUAUAACUCCAGAACGUAUCCAGCCACACAUUCCAACCCGGCGCUAAUGGAAAGACUCAGACAGAUGCAGCAGCAGCCCAGUGGCUAUGUUCAGCAGCAGGCAUCGCCAUACCUGCAGCCCCUGACUGGCUCUCAGAGACUGAAUCAUCAGUCCCUUCAGCAGAGCCCUCUGGUAGGUGGAGGAAUCGAUGCGGUGCUGACUUCCACGCAUCCCAGCCUUCCGUCGGUGCCCCUGCCUCAGGACCCAAUGAGACCCAGGCAGCCGCAGGUUCGACAGCAGCAGAGGCUCCUCCAGAUGCAGCAGCCCCCCCAGCCCCAGCAGACCCCGCAGCCCCAGAGUCAGACCCUUGGUCUCCAAGCGAUGCAGCCGCAGCAGCCUUUGUUCUCCAGGCAGGGCUUGCAGCAGACCCAGCAGCAGCAGCAGACGGCGGCCCUGGUGCGGCAGCUCCAGAAGCAGCUCUCCAGUAACCAGCCACAGCAAGGAGUGACUCCCUAUGGGCAUCCAUCACACUUCUGAAUCUGGAAGAGGACAAGACAGAAAGUUUUAUGUUUGCACUGAAAAAUAGAAAAUCAAAUUUAACGCAUCAGUCAUCUUUUAGAGGUGUCCCUUUGUUCUUUCCUUUCUUUGAAGUUUUCCUAUAUUUUGUGCUACAUUUCACUUAGAGGUAUUUAAACAAAAAGAAAAAGGAGGUGUGGUUU
Messenger RNA from Nyctereutes procyonoides (raccoon dog), 6725 nucleotides. RefSeq names its product mediator complex subunit 12L (gene MED12L). Gene Ontology annotation, biological process: regulation of transcription by RNA polymerase II. Gene Ontology annotation, molecular function: beta-catenin binding; transcription coactivator activity. The record is from RefSeq and is a predicted model, not a curated record. Gene Ontology annotation, cellular component: mediator complex. Lineage: Eukaryota; Metazoa; Chordata; Mammalia; Carnivora; Canidae.